CAUUCUUUGUUGCUCCUGUUUACGUUUUCCCCCCACUUCUUGUCUUUCUCUCACAGGACUGGAGCGCAGCCAUGGGGCUCCUCUUCGCGGCUCUCCUCCUCUGCUUCGCCCUGUGUUUGGGGUCUGUUGGAUGUGGACCCUCCUCGUCCUGCCCGAGCGGCCAGUUUGCGCUGAACGGUCAGUGCGUCCUGUGCCACCCCACCUGCUCCGAGUGCCACGGCCACGAGCUGUUCGACUGCACCACCUGUGGAGUUUAUGAAGACGGACAGGAGCGUUUCCUCCACCAAGGUCGCUGCAGGACACACUGCCCCAGGGGACUCUACCCUGACAGGGGUCACUACGCGUGCCUGCCCUGCAUAGCCAAUUGUGAACUCUGCGCAGAUGGCAAUUUGUGUGCCAAAUGUCGAGAACGCUACAAGCUCCAGAACGGGCUCUGCCAAGCUGCACUUUGUGACAUAGGACAGGUGCAGGACCCAGAGACAGGAGAGUGCACCGACUGUGAAAUGGGCUGCAAGACAUGCUCUGCAGAAGACCCGUUGAUCUGCAGCACCUGUGUUCAAGGUUACUUUCUUUUCAGACAGCGGUGCCGCAGACAUUGCCCUCAGAGCACCUAUGAGGACCGCAACAGUGGAGUGUGUCUGUCCUGUACAGCUCCAUGUGAGGACUGCAGGAGCAACACACUCUGCAUCGCCUGCCAGUCUGGUUACUUCCUGCACGRAGGGGAGUGUGUGAAACAGUGUCCGCUGCACACCUUCAGUGAGUCCAGUGGGUGGCGCUGUCAGCCUUGUCACRUCUCCUGUCAGAGCUGUCAUGGACCUCAUUCGACAGACUGUGAGCUUUGUCAGAGUGGGAAUCCUCCUCUGCAUGGACAGUGUCCACAGGUGAACUGUCCACUUGGACAGUACUUUGAUGGAAAAUACAGUGAAUGCCGUCCAUGUGAUUCUUCCUGUAAGACCUGUUUUGGCCCUCAAACACUUGAUUGUUCAUCUUGUUUCCAAGGAUAUUUUCUGGAUCAGGAGAGYUCUUGUGUAGACCGUUGUCCUUCCGGCUCUUAUGCAAACCCUGCCACCCAGCUGUGUGAAGACUGCUCGCCAAACUGUGACGACUGCGUGGACACCAGCGAUAACUGCAUCAGCUGCUCCAGAGGCAGCAAUAAACUUUUCCUCUAUAAGGGCCGGUGUUGGUCCAACUGUCCGGAGGGUUUCUUUGAGACUCAGGAGGGCUCGUGCGAAGCUUGCGAUAGCUCCUGUCAAACUUGUGAUGAGACYGGGUCUCAGUGUCUGUCCUGUGCUGACGGCUUCUAUUUAGAGAGCAGUGUGUGUAGACUGAACUGUUCUCUGAGGACGUACCCAGCGAAUGACGGUACCUGCAGACACUGUCCUCCUCAUUGUGACGUCUGCUCUGACGGCAGGACCUGUUUCAAAUGUACCUUCCUCUACCUGAUGCUGAAUGGUGCUUGUAUAGCAAGUUGUCCCAUGGGCUACUAUGAGGACAUGGAGGAGGGUUGCUGCGGCCAGUGUCACCCCACCUGUGCCAACUGUUUGGGGCCUCUGGCAGAUGACUGUGAGACCUGCUCGACCACCAGUCCCAAGCUUUUUAAAGGUUCAUGCCUUAAGGAUUGUCCUACUGGUACUUACUAUGAGACUGCAGCUAUGGAGUGUCAAGAGUGCCACCAGACCUGUCUGAGCUGCACUGGCCCUGAUCCAAACCAGUGCACCCAAUGUGAGAAGGGGCUUGUGCUGGAUCCAAACACGCUGCUGUGCGGCGUGACGGGCGACACAGCUUGCCCACUGAGAACCUUCUUACAUCAUGACCAGUUCAGCUGCGUGAGCUGUCACCAGUCCUGUCACUCCUGUAACGGGCCAGACAACAGUGACUGUCUGACCUGCACCAUCCCCAGAUACCUUCACAACAGCUCCUGUGUGACUGAAUGUCCUGCUGGUUCAUACACCACCAGACAGGAAGCUGAUGGACAGCAGCUGGGGUUCUGUUUGCCCUGCGACCAUGUCUGCUCCACUUGCACCGGGCCGUCACCUCGAGACUGCCUGACGUGUUCUCCGGGGUACCUGCGACUCUUUCAGCUCUGUGUCAUCCACUGUCCCACCGGGUAUUACAGAGAGGGUUUUCACUGUAAGAAAUGCGAUAAGUCCUGUGAGGUGUGUUCAGGACCGGGUCCAGAGUUCUGCAGAGCUUGUCCUCCUCCUCUCCUGGAGCUGCAGGGAACCAAGCUGUGUGUGGAGCGCUGCCCACACCGCUUCUUUCAGGUUGAUGAAAUGUGCAAACAGUGCCAUACCAGCUGUCAGACGUGCACAGACUCUUCACCUCAAGGAUGUGUGACGUGCGACUGGGGUAGCACACUGAAGGACAACAUCUGCUACCCAMGAUGUGAGGAGGGGCGGUACUUUUCUCAUGAGGAAACCUGCGAGCCCUGUGACAGCUCCUGCAGGCACUGCACCGGACCAAGRCCCGACCAGUGUCUGCUUUGUCACAGAGAUUUUGCUCUCCAUGCCGUUGAGAACCGUUGUGCUCGCUGCUGUCAGAACGCAGAGAAUUACACCGAUUGCUGUGUUUGUGACAGCCGCUCAGCACUGUGUGUGGAGAUACCCCAGCCCAGGUCUGGAGAURAGGAGGAGGAGGCAGACAUGAAUGUGUCCUCCACAGCUUUGAAGCACACCUCAGCUGCCUUGCCCAUUGCCCUGCUGCUGGCAGCGGGGCUGGGCCUGGCUGUGUUUGCCUUGAUCAAAGCCCACGCCAGAAGGAGGCUUUGCUGGAACCGGAGCUACGAGAGACUGAGCGGCAGCGGCAGCCUCAACAUGCCCCAUGGUGUGCCGGAGCCAGACAGCGGGGAUGAAGUCGAUGUGGUGUACACAUCCAGGGGCGGAUCAGUGUACCGACGUUACAGCUUCAUCCACGAGCAGGACACAGAUGCGGACAGAAACACGGAUGAAAACACGAGUCUCGAUCAGUCUUAGAUGCAUUCACAUCAAAGUGUACUAAAAACUGUAGGGUGCCAAGUGUAACAUAAUAUGUUUAAAAAAUGUCACGUUUUAUUUAGCUCACAGUGUAAUAAUCAAGUAAAAAAAUCCACCAACAUUUUAUUGUUAUUUAGCUCACGGCUCGUUAUGACAUCAUCAUCCUGUGACAAAAGCAACGGCUAACGCUGCUAGCGCUAUUGAAGAUGGUAUUUAAAAUUUAAAUUCAAAAUGUGGAUGGCACCUGUGGUCCAGCAGUUUGAAGUGCAGUUCGUGUACAGGCUGCAGCUGCAACUUUGAUGUCUUGUAGGGAGGCGUUAGCAGUUGCUUUUGUCGCAGGGUGAUGACGAGCCAAGUGCCAACGGCAAAGGCUGCCUCCCAUUCCAAAAAAUAUUUAGCCAAAACUUUUACAAUUUAACUUCUACAUUAAGAUUUAUGAUUUUAUAUUUACAUGUUUUUUAAACAUUUAGUAAAUAUCAGCUAAAUGUAAGAACAGUUAGCUAAGUAACAAAAAAGUGGGUUUUCUUUCUAAGAUUUUAUACUGAGAAAAUGCUCUAAAUAAUGAACAUGUGCUGAAGACAUUUUUUAACAUUUUAUUUUACGCUUAGCGCUCAAUUAAAGAAGAAGUAUUCAUGUUCAUAAUGGAAGCUGACAGAAAAUGUCGCUUAGGUGAUGUUUAGACAAACAGAAAAUGAUAUUUUAUUAGCAAUCUGCCAAUCAGUCACUACCCUCACAUGGGCAAUGGCUGAUUGCUCACAGCUGCAGCCUGCCUCGCCCCUCAUUAGCACUGCUUUAUAUAACGCUCCUCCAGUCUUCUGUUCCUCGCUGCAUCAAAGCACCUCCUACUGGGUCUGAUUCUGGCCUCUGAUAAACAUUAUGUACCUGAAAGUUAAAAUCAAAAAGAAAAAAUAAGUAGAUCCUCUAGAUGGGUUCUUCUUUAGUGAAACGUUUCGUCUCUCCUCCAAGAGACUUCUUCAGUCUGAGGAGUUUCAGGUGAAACUCAGCCUUAUAAGCCCUGAAAGUUAUUCAUCUCUUUGUGUGACUAUCUUCAGUCUUUUCCCUGUGGUCCCUUGAAGACCGCGCUGGGGUCCUGUUUCCUGAAGUGUUUGCACUUACCUGGUUCCCUUGGCAUCCUGUGAUCGACACAUCUGUCCACACUUACCUGAACUCCUGGAUCCCUCCUCAUCUGCUCCUGGGAAAUCACCUGUAAAUGUACUCACCUGGGUUCCAAUAUCCUCACUUGUAAAUGUACUCCCCUGGGCCCAAAGAUCUGGAUCUCUCAUCCGGAUUCCUGCCUCCCUGAAAAACGGGUCCUACCUGCUGCUCAGCCUCAUCCCUGCGAAACAUUCCAGUAAGCAUCUUCCUGUUCCUGGACUUACUCUCUGCCUUCACCUCCACAGCCAUUGGACCAGAUCCUCUCCUGGAAGUUUAAUAAAAUAUAUUUUAUUCUGGUUUCCUGAGUCAUCUGUUCACCUCUCUUGUUAAAAUACUGACAUGACUCCUGAGUUUCUGACAAUUUUGUUUUGGUAUUCUUAAAAUUGUUUAAGACUGWGUUAUCCAUUUUUAUUCUACAAAGUGCCUGUAUAUGCCAAAUAUACACUAUUAGAUGAAGGUGUGAGCAAUAAUGAAUGUGUUUAGAUAAGCAAGUGAGAAAUGACUUUCUCUAAGAGGAAAAAGUGGGAGCACAUUUGUAUAUUACACACUGUUUAAUAAAGGUGUGAGUGAAGGUGGCCAUGUUUAGAAAAGUGACUGAUAAAUGACUGCACUGUUUGAAAAAUGUGUGCGCAAUAAAAAACUGCUUAUACUGUAUUUGUAUAAAUGUAUUUUUUUUUAGAAAAAACUUUUUGUUAAACUAAGAACAGGUCUGAACUGUCAGCAUGGUUUAUUGUAAAUCGUUAAAAUAAAAAAAAACUUUUGAAAUUGA
This is a messenger RNA of Austrofundulus limnaeus, 4896 nucleotides long. Its product is annotated as proprotein convertase subtilisin/kexin type 5. Gene Ontology annotation, molecular function: protein binding. NCBI's taxonomy places the organism in Eukaryota, Metazoa, Chordata, Actinopteri, Cyprinodontiformes, Rivulidae. Bases 72 to 2972 code for a protein of 966 amino acids. The transcript is spliced from 16 exons. The record is from RefSeq and is a predicted model, not a curated record.